Topomyia yanbarensis is the source of this 475-nucleotide messenger RNA. RefSeq names its product histone H2B-like. Bases 21 to 395 code for a protein of 124 amino acids. Lineage: Eukaryota; Metazoa; Arthropoda; Insecta; Diptera; Culicidae. The record is from RefSeq and is a predicted model, not a curated record. Gene Ontology annotation, cellular component: nucleosome. Gene Ontology annotation, molecular function: structural constituent of chromatin; protein heterodimerization activity; DNA binding. The transcript has a single exon.
AGCAUAACACCAUUGUCGAAAUGGCACCGAAAGCAAGUGGAAAAGCAGUCAAAAAAGCUGGCAAGGCAACGAAGGCCAUUGUGAAGGGAGACAAGAAAAAACGUAAGCAACGGCGUAAGGAGAGCUAUGCUAUCUACAUCUAUAAGGUGUUGAAGCAAGUUCACCCAGACACCGGAGUUUCCUCGAAGGCCAUGAGCAUCAUGAACAGCUUCGUUAACGACAUCUUCGAACGCAUUGCAUCAGAAGCUUCUCGUCUUGCUCAUUACAACAAGCGCUCUACGAUCACUUCCCGCGAGAUACAGACUGCCGUUCGUCUUUUGCUGCCGGGAGAGUUGGCCAAACACGCUGUCUCGGAGGGCACCAAAGCUGUCACUAAGUAUACUAGCUCCAAGUAAACUCAUCUAAUCGCAGCAUCGGAACAAUCGGCCCUUUUCAGGGCCACCAACUCUUUGCUAAAGAAUCAAACUAGAUUUUC